AUGGCCAAGCCACAGACCCUCAACCCGCGCUCCCUUCAAAGUCGCCUCACCCACAUCCUCCAACACUGGCCCUCAGACGCCGUCCGUCCAGCCUCAGUUUCAGUCCAAACCUACCUCCAGAACCAAUUAGGCCAAAACCAGAGCACACACACCUCAAAGUCUUCAUCCACACCAGCCCCCAAAGCCAUCCCUAAGAUCUCCGAGUCCUCCGUGAACGCGCUCUCCGCACUCCUGGAAAACCGUUUCGCCAACAAAUACCCCCUGUCGCAGAAGAUUCGCUACCCGGCCAGUGACCCGGAGCACUAUGAUAAUCUGAUUCGGGAGUUUGCGGAGGCGCCGAAUCGAGAUUGGUUUGGGCGGUUGCGCAAGAGAUUGGGUGGAAUUUUGCGGUUGCAGUGA
Molecule: messenger RNA, 399 nt
Organism: Penicillium cataractarum
Lineage: Eukaryota; Fungi; Ascomycota; Eurotiomycetes; Eurotiales; Aspergillaceae
Product: ubiquinol-cytochrome c reductase complex assembly factor 2
Exons: 2
Coding region: 1-399 (132 amino acids)
Biological process (GO): mitochondrial respiratory chain complex III assembly
Cellular component (GO): Cbp3p-Cbp6 complex; mitochondrion
Molecular function (GO): ribosome binding
Source: RefSeq, a predicted model, not a curated record